AUGGGGGACGUCAGAAUGGAAUGGGUAAAGGGCAAAGCCCUGAAAUAUAUGGACGAAAUCAAUGGUCAGCUGUUUGAGGAUAUGCUUGCUGACGGAGAUGGCCAUCUCCGCAAUAAAUUGAUGUCUCUCUUAGACGAGGAGUUGUCAGAACCACAUGACGUCACUAGACGACUGUUCUUCUUGUACAAGACACAUUAUGAGAAGAUUAUGCAGGAAGACAAGCUGGCGAUGGAGCCGGCGAGGAGACCGUCAUCUCCUCCCUCAGAAACGGAAGAGGGGAUAGAAAAGUCAGAACAUCCAUCUCCAAGAGCGAAAAGGAAACGGAAGGGAAAGAAGAGUGGAGCCAAAGAAGAAAGAGGAAAUGGCGGUAAAGAUGGGAAGUAUGUCGAUAAGGCGAAGAUGAAGGGUAAGAGAGAUGCAGGAAGUGACGGAAGUGGAGAGGCAACUGAAUGUCUGACCGAGGAGGAGGGAGAAGGCAGUGUUGAAAGGGGAAUGGAUAAAGGAGAGAAGAAGUCCCCGGAAAUAGAGGAUAUUCCUACAGAAGGAGAAAGCACAGUAGAAGAAGAGACUCAUGGAUUGGAAACAGAAACGGAAACUGAGGGAGAAGACCAAAAGGAGGAAGAAAAGGAAGAUGAAGGUGAAGUUACCGACAGUACAGAAGGAGAGGAAGUGGCAGAAGAAAUGAAGCCUGAAGGCACAGAAAAGGAAAGCAAGAAGAAGAAAGGAGGCGGAAAAAAGAAAGAAGGUCCUAAAGGAAAAGGCGUUGCAAGAAGAAGUGGGAAAGCCGGGAAAAAAGGCCGAAAAAGCCCUACAACACGUGAGUAA
This is a messenger RNA of Cryptotermes secundus, 825 nucleotides long. Its product is annotated as high mobility group nucleosome-binding domain-containing protein 5-like. NCBI's taxonomy places the organism in Eukaryota, Metazoa, Arthropoda, Insecta, Blattodea, Kalotermitidae. The transcript is spliced from 2 exons. The record is from RefSeq and is a predicted model, not a curated record. Bases 1 to 825 code for a protein of 274 amino acids.